ACUUUAGUGCUGAACUGUAUAGCAAUAUUUUAAUUUUUUACAACGCCCACGCUAUUUGCUACUGUUGUAGACCGCAUUAAUAUACUAGUAUAUCACCAUUGGAGUUAGUUAUUCGGAAGUCAACUAGAUAAGGAUUGUCGUGGAUCCGAUUCGACAUUCGUUCAGUAGUCCAGUUCACAGAUUAGCAAACCCCGAUUCCGGUCGCGCAGGUCGUCUGUUCGUAGUUCAUCACCUUCCUAGUACGAGGGUACAUUCUUCGGUCAGAGGUCUCAAGGUCUCAAUCUUCUUGAACAAGCCGUGCUCUGCUUCAACGACCCGUAAGAACUUCGUUUAUAAGGUGACGGUAGUUUCGAUAAUUACUAUAUCAGAAGGAUUGAAACUUUUAGACAACAACAGCGACUGCGGCAGUAACACCAACAAUAACAGCAACAGCAAACAAUGUCUAAUGUGGUAAAUUGUAUAACACUAGAAAAUACUACUCCAAUGAAAAAUCAAAUUCAACAACAAGCCAUGCCCUUGCAUGAUGGACCAUCACAGUCUUCAAGUUCCAAACCAGUUGUUCAAACUCAAAUACUGACAGCCUCAAUUACUCGAACGUCUCCAGUAAAAGAUUUUGAGAACAAACGGAUACAAUUUGAAGAUACAAGAUCAAUAAGCAAGAAGUCAAAAGUCAAAUGGUCCUUAAAACAAAAAAUUGACACGAAAAAUCGGUGGAAGGUUCAAAUGCGCCGUUUAAUAUCUCCCAAAAAUCCAAUUAUGAUUAUUUCUGAGUGGUUCAAUGGUGUACCAAUUAAAUUACAACAGCACUCAAUAAAAAAUAAUGUUACGGGUUACACUGCUACACUUGAGAUUGAUGGUCAGAUGUAUACUGCAAAUCACAUUUCCAAGACUCAAGCCAAACAUAAGGCAUGUGAAAAUUUCUUGCGCAUUAUGAUGGCUAAAAAAAUAAAUGAACGAUCUGAAAAAAAAAAAGAAUCUCCCAUGGAAAUUGAUAUGGUAGAUGGAGAAAUUGGUACUGGACCAAAACCUAACGAACAUCCACAGGAUGAUUUCCCAUGGCCACUUUUUGCUUCAUUAGCCAUGCAUAACUUAAUGCAUCAAUGGAAACUACAGCCAGGUUCAAAAGCUACUAAUUUACAAGAAAAACAAACAAAUGUAAAAAGAUCGCCACCAAAAGCUAAACCUAUGAAAAAGUUUCCUGAAGACCCAAAAAAGUACAAUCCAGUACAGUUAUUAAAUCAAAUGAAGCCCGGUGUCAAAUUUAUUGAAACUAUUAUUAAUUCAAAAAGGCCAUUAGUUUUCCAAGUGGAAUGUGAAAUAGACAACAUUACAUUCACUGGACAAGGAUCAAAAAAAAAGGCAGCAAAGAAGGAAUGUUGUAUUGCAGCAAUCAAAUAUUUUUGGCAAUUUGAUUUCAACGCCGAAGCUGAUUUGCCCACUAAGAAAUUAUCAUAUUUAUAAUAAUAUAGGUUUUUGUACUAGACAACUUAAUAGUAACUGAAUUUAUUUUGUUUUCAUAACGUUUAAGGAUACUUAGUGGUUAUUAUUGUAUGGACAUAGUACUAUAAUUGUAAUAUUUAUAUUUGUAUCCAAUUUUUAAAUAACAACUUAUAUAUAAUUGAUCAGAAUCCGCAGAUACUUAUUUAAAUCUAAA
This is a messenger RNA of Metopolophium dirhodum (rose-grain aphid), 1654 nucleotides long. RefSeq lists its product as uncharacterized. The record is from RefSeq and is a predicted model, not a curated record. The transcript is spliced from 9 exons. The coding region runs from base 439 to 1461 and encodes 340 amino acids. NCBI's taxonomy places the organism in Eukaryota, Metazoa, Arthropoda, Insecta, Hemiptera, Aphididae.